UCACAGGUCAAACCACACUGCCAGAUUUUUAUCUGACGACGAAGAAAAUAUUUUCAUUGAUUUUCAUCACACCUUAAUUGAUUUAUUUACGUUUCUUUUAGACAAGUCUUCAUUGGUGUUCAAACCAUAAAACCGAAAAGACAUGUCAGAAUCAUAUGACUUUCUCUUCAAAUUUCUUGUGAUUGGAAGUGCUGGUACUGGAAAGUCAUGUAUCCUGCACCAGUUCAUUGAAAACAAAUUCAAACAAGAUUCAAAUCAUACUAUUGGAGUUGAAUUUGGGUCAAAAAUUAUCAAUGCUGGUGGAAAAUCGGUGAAAUUACAAAUCUGGGACACAGCUGGUCAAGAGAGAUUCAGGUCAGUGACAAGGAGUUACUACCGAGGAGCUGCAGGAGCUCUGUUAGUUUAUGACAUUACAAGCCGUGAAACCUACAAUGCUUUGACAAAAUGGCUGACUGAUGCCAGAACUCUUGCCAGCCCAAACAUUGUCAUCAUUUUGUGUGGAAACAAGAAAGAUUUAGAUGCAGAUAGAGAAGUCACCUUCCUUGAGGCUAGCCGCUUCGCCCAAGAAAAUGAAAUGAUGUUCUUGGAGACAAGUGCUCUGACAGGAGAGAAUGUAGAGGAAGGCUUCUUGAAAUGUGCAAGGUCCAUAUUGAAUAAAAUAGAAUCAGGUGAGCUUGAUCCCGAAAGAAUGGGUUCUGGUAUCCAAUAUGGUGAUGCAUCGUUACGGAAAAUCACGAGACAACCACAGAGGACUGCGGGAAGUGGUGGACAACAAAACUGCGCGUGCUAAAGAAGAUUAUCAUGUGAGGGUUAAUAAAAAUCAGAAUACAUCUCGUUAUAAAUGUCAUAAAUCGAGGCACACUGUUCAAGGUAACAGUUAUCAACAUAGUAAAUACUGUACAAUACAAUAUGAGGUCUGUUUAACAUAACUGUUAACAUAGUGCAUAUUCUUAUAUAUCUCAUGAUAUCUGUAUCUCUAUAUAUAUGUAUAUUAAAAUAUAUGUGGUUUGUAUUACUUUAUUCCUUGAAGAUACCUUAAAUAUAUUUGAAAUUUCACAUCUCAUCAAAUGUGCAAUGAAAUGCCAUUCUUGUUGCAUUUUCCCUUUUUCUUUUUUGCUAACAAUAAAAGCUAUGACAUUUUGUUUAUUUUUAAUCAAAGCAUUUAAUUCCCAUUCUUAUUGUAUUAAUUGUGAUCAUUAGCAAGUGCUUGAAGCGCUUCUGGUUGUGAAUGGGUAAUUAAUGGAGUGUUCCAGACUAUCAAUCAAAUUUAACAGUUCUGACCAAUCAGGGCAAUGCUGUAGUUUUGUGGAAACUUAGCAACAAUAUCCAAAGGGCGGGGCUUAAGCUAGUCGCUGGCUCACUGGGAGUGCUAAGCAAGUGCUGGUUGUCAGCAAGUCUGAAUGAAUCAUUUUUAUUGCGUUGGCUGACGACCGUCGGGCACAAUGAAUGCCCUGCCAUUGUUGCUUUUGAAUGAAUCCAAGAAUUGUACUGUACCUUCAUCUUUCUGGUAGUUUAGGCAAACGUUCCAUUCUUAACUUUUCCCAUUAAGCACUUUUGAAUAUUAUAACACAUUUAGUUAUCUUUUAUCUCUAACUAACCAACAUGGAUUUAACAAAUAUAUGUUGAUCAUUGUUGAAUAAUAGGAAUAUUAA
Messenger RNA from Anneissia japonica, 1652 nucleotides. Its product is annotated as ras-related protein Rab-4B. Gene Ontology annotation, cellular component: endosome. The record is from RefSeq and is a predicted model, not a curated record. Gene Ontology annotation, molecular function: GTP binding; GTPase activity. Gene Ontology annotation, biological process: Rab protein signal transduction; regulation of endocytosis. The transcript has 7 exons. The coding region runs from base 143 to 790 and encodes 215 amino acids. NCBI's taxonomy places the organism in Eukaryota, Metazoa, Echinodermata, Crinoidea, Comatulida, Comatulidae.